GUGCUGAUCAAGGCAGUAGGAUCAAGGCCCUAUCGUGCUGAUAUUUGAUCGACCGCCGACAGACAGAUGCAGCAGUGAAAGGCCGCGCGGCCGGUCAGUGUUGGGUCAGUGCUGCGAGGCCUUGGCUGCGAGUAUACCCGGGAGCGGGGUGCACGGGUGUGGGGUGCUGCGGAGUGGUGGCGAACAGCGGACUGAAAGACCGGCGAGAGACAGUGGAGAGGCAACGGAUCGGUGGACGUACCUAGCCAUGGCUGAGACGGCGUCGACAGCCAGUGGCGACACACAGAACUCCUCAGCAGAAGACAGGCGCCAGCACACAGCGGAUCGAAACGAUCAGAGUCCCUCUGAGACCACCGACGACCCUUCUCAUAAGCUUCUCUACGGCGUAAAUGAUGUUCCUCCCUGGUACACGUGUCUGCUGCUUGGGUUACAGCAAUUCCUGACGAUGUUGAACGGCUCUGUGGCGAUGCCACUGAUGGUGACGCCGUUGACCUGCAUGGCAGACGACGACCCGGCGAGGGGUUACAUUAUCGACGCUACCCUCUUCGUGUCCGGCAUCACCACGCUGCUACAGGCCACCUUCGGCACCAGGCUGCCGAUCGUACAAGGUCCGAGCUGGACCUACCUCGCGCCCAUCGCCGCCGUCAUGCAGCUGCCCCAGUGGAAGUGUCCCGAUGAUGACCUGCUGGCGAACAUGAGCUCCGAGGAACGCAGCGCGCUGUGGCAGCCGAGGGUCAACGAACUGCUUGGGGCGCUGGCGGUGGCUUCGGUCAUACAACUGCUGCUCGGUGCUACCGGAGCCGUUGGCCUGCUGUUACGCUUCAUUUCGCCCAUCACGGUCGUCUGUACCAUCACGGUGCUCGGCAUCGGUUUCUUCGAGUCAUUCCGUGGAAUGAUGUCUUCCCACUGGCCGGUGUCGCUACUAACAAUGUUUUUGGUGAUUUUAUUCAGCCAGUAUCUACGAGACGUGAAGAUACCCUUUCCAUAUUGCACAAGGAAAAGUAAAGGAGUGAUUCGUGUUCCCAUUUUCAAGCUUCUACCGGUGCUGCUGAGUAUAAUGAUUAGCUGGUCUCUGUGCGCCAUACUGACCCACGCAGACAUACUGCCGGUCGGUUCCGCGGCCAGAACAGACCACAAUCUCAACGCGCUGAGCGAGGCAGUUUGGCUGCAACUGCCGCUGAUCGGACGCUGGGGCGCCCCCACCGUCCACAUCGGACCCGUGCUGGGCAUGACUGCCGCCGUCCUGGCCUCCAUCGUCGAAUCCAUCGGAGACUACUACUCAUGCGCCAAAAUUUCCGGCGCGUCGGCGCCGCCCGUACAUGCUAUCAAUCGUGGCAUCGCCAUCGAGGGUCUGGGCGGCAUCCUCUCGGGACUGUUUGGAGCCGCCAACGCGUCCACAAGCUACAGCGGCAACAUUGGCAUCAUCGGCGUCACCAGGGUGGGCAGCCGCCGUGUGGUGCAGUUAUCCGCCGUCUACAUGAUCCUGUUCGGCCUGGUGGGCAAAUUCGGCGCACUGUUCGUCUCGAUACCGGCGGCCAUUUACGGCGGCGCAUUUGUCGCCCUGUUCGCUAUGAUUGCCGGAAUUGUACCGGCGGCCAUUUACGGCGGCGCAUUUGUCGCCCUGUUCGCUAUGAUUGCCGGAAUUGGUCUAUCUCCACUGCAAUAUAUUGAUAUGAAUUCUCCAAGAAACAUGUAUGUGGUUGGAUUUUCCAUUCUCAUCGCAUUGGUUAUUCCUGGCUAUAUUGAAAAGAACCCAGAGCUUCUGACCACGGGAAUACCGACGCUGGACCACAUGAGCUACGUGGUCCUAUCGACUGCAAUGUUCAUGGCUGGAAUAAUAUCUGCCAUUCUUGAUAACACUAUUCCAGGCACUGAUAAGGAGCGCGGGGUGGACCGGUGGCGAGCCCUGACAGCGGGAGCCGCCGCGGGAGCCGACAGGGACCCCACAUACCGCCUGCCCUGGGGCAUGCACCUCCUCGAAAGAUGGCGGUGGACCCGCCUGCUGCCCUUCAGCCCCACCUUCGAGGGUUUCCCAGAGCUGGGAGACACGAAUUGCUGCCGCCGGCCACGCUCCCGACAGUGCAGCGUCGAACUAAAGAAGGCUGCGGCCAUCAGUCCCGCCUAG
Messenger RNA from Amphibalanus amphitrite, 2125 nucleotides. Its product is annotated as solute carrier family 23 member 2-like. The record is from RefSeq and is a predicted model, not a curated record. The coding region runs from base 248 to 2125 and encodes 625 amino acids. The transcript is spliced from 15 exons. Gene Ontology annotation, molecular function: transmembrane transporter activity. Lineage: Eukaryota; Metazoa; Arthropoda; Thecostraca; Balanomorpha; Balanidae. Gene Ontology annotation, biological process: transmembrane transport. Gene Ontology annotation, cellular component: membrane.